This is a messenger RNA of Octodon degus (degu), 2405 nucleotides long. RefSeq names its product C-C motif chemokine receptor like 2 (gene Ccrl2). The transcript has 2 exons. Gene Ontology annotation, cellular component: cytoplasm; membrane. Gene Ontology annotation, biological process: inflammatory response; immune response; chemotaxis. NCBI's taxonomy places the organism in Eukaryota, Metazoa, Chordata, Mammalia, Rodentia, Octodontidae. The record is from RefSeq and is a predicted model, not a curated record. Gene Ontology annotation, molecular function: chemokine receptor activity. The coding region runs from base 179 to 1405 and encodes 408 amino acids.
CGAGAAGGCUGCAGAGGUCCCGGACCUUCAAGUUGCUUUCUUCCAGCCGCCAACCUCAUCUGUGGCUGGAGGGCAGAGGCGCCCGGAGCUGAGCUGAGGCUUCCCUUGCCCCCGCCCCUGGGGUCAAGACGGGUCUGUGCAGAAGGAAGCAGCCCCCAAGCCUUCCCACAGCCCCCCUAUGGACGACAGAGAGGCGGCACCCUCCCCACUCCCCGGAACUCCGGCAAGCGGUGAGUCCUCUGUGUGUCCCCAGCGCUGUCCCAGUCUGUGCCCAGCAUGGUUUCACUUUUGUAAACAUUUGCUUGUCCUUGGAGAGGAAACCAUCUCAGCCUGCCAGCCGAGAGACGCCUUCUCACGGGUCAGCCGGCAGAUGGCGAAUUACACGGCGGUGCCUGAGGACGAGUACGACGUCCUCAUAGAUGGGGACCUGAGCGGCGAGGAGGUGGACACCUGUGACCAGGCUGCCUCCGCGGUCCUGUCGGCGCGGCAGGUGGGCCAGGUCUGUGCCGGCCUGUUCACGGCCGGCCUCCUGGCCAACAGCUUGCUUCUGUUCAUCCUGAUCAAGUACAAAGGACUCAAGCAUGUGGAAAAUAUCUUUUUCCUCGGCGUGGCAUUUUCUAAUCUGUGCUUCCUGCUCCCCUUGCCAUUCUGGGCUCCAGCGGGCGUGCACAGGGGAGGCCUUGGCGGCCCGGAGUGCAGAGUUCUGGCCACGCUGCACUCCUUCGGGCUGCAUGGGGAGGCCCUGUUCAACAUGCUCCUAACUGCGCAUGCAUCCCAGAUAAGAAGGCUGGCCUCAGCCUUCAGGACAGUGACCAACGGUGUCAUUGCCGCACUGCUGACAUGUCUGGUGGCCUUUCUGGUCACUUUGCCUGAGUUCGUGUUUUAUAAACCGCCACCAGAAGACCAGAAUUCCAGGUGCUCCUUCAGCAGUCCUCACUUCCUGCCAGCGGAGGAGACCUUCUGGAAGCGCAUAGUGACUCUGAAGAUGAACAUCGUGGUGCUGGUGUGUCCACUGUUCUGUCUCCUGUGUGGCUGCCUCCUGCAGACCAGGAGUGGGCAGGAGCAGCCGGAGCGGUUCAGGUUGGUCUGUGGUGUCGUGGCCGUCUUCCUUUUGAUGUGGGCGCCCUACAAUGUCGCACUGUUCCUGUCUGCUUUCAAAGAGUGCUUCUCCCUGCAUGGCUGUGAGAGCCGCAGCAAACUAGACGUGAGCGUUCAGGUCACCAAGAUCAUCGCCACGUCCCACUGCUGGGUCAACCUCCUUCUGUUCGUGUGGCUUGACCGGGCAUUUCGGAGACACCUUUGCGACCUGUUCUCUUGGUGUGGCCAGAGCCAGCCUCAGCCCACUGUCAGGGAACCCACACAGGACACGGUGACAGCCAGCCAGGACCGGUCCACUCAACUCUAGCACCCGCAUCAACGGUGGGAUGAAUAAACCCUGACUUUGGUCUCUGCACAUGGUUUGUGCUGCCUGUUAUUACCUUUGUGUGUAAAAUGGGCAACAGGAAGACCAGGGCCGGAGGAGCAUCCAUGAGGGCCAGGCUCCCCGAAAAGCUGAGUGUUUUCAGGCCCGAGGUGUGGGUGGGAGUGGUCUCACUGCUCUGAGAGGAAACUGAGGCUCAGAACUGUGUCUGAGAUUACUCAACUAGAAAAGGGGCAGACUUGGGAUGCGAACCCAGGUAGCAAAUACCGCAGAAGCUGUCCAAGUACGCUGGGCUUCCCAAAGCUACCGAGCAAAAUCCAUGAACUAAAUAUGUGCUUUAAGCAAACCAAUUUGGCCAUGUUCUGAAUGAGAAGCAGCGCGUUGGUGCGAAGGGACUUUUUCAGGCUCGCUUUCAUGCAAAGCUGGCUAGCGGGGGCUGCGGAGAUCAAAGGGGAGGGGCCUGAAUUCACGCAGGACCUGGAAGACGCUGGCUGCUCGCCACAGCCGGGCCACGCAUGCAUCAAGCCGUGAGCCUCCCAGGGUUUCUGCGUGUACGCUUUGUCAUGAAGGCCAUGGGAUCAUAGAAAGACUACUGGCAGUAGAUGCAAAAUUAUGUUUAGAAACAUCUAACAAAGAGAAGACUUUGACCUUUUAAAUAUAACAGCACAGACCACACCGGCCUGUAGCUACCAGACAGCUGACAGCCACUUCCGUUCUGUAGCCGAGUUAUACCACGGGGGCUCGGCCACCACAUCAGCAGGAGGCCACCCAUUCACCCAGGGUCACGUCUCCUGGAGCCCCUGAGAUUUGUACGAGGGCGACUCGUCUUUGAUCCUAAAGUGACUUCCUGUCUGUGACAUUCCCUGGUGAAUCUGACCCUGGUCCAUGGAGUGCUCCAGGCCACCAGCAGGGGCUCAUGGCUGUGGCCUGUGGACCUGGAGCCCAGUGGGGAGGAUCUGUUUUAAGCUGAUAAAAUAAAAUGAAG